Molecule: messenger RNA, 696 nt
Organism: Macrobrachium nipponense
Lineage: Eukaryota; Metazoa; Arthropoda; Malacostraca; Decapoda; Palaemonidae
Exons: 1
Coding region: 1-696 (231 amino acids)
Source: RefSeq, a predicted model, not a curated record
AUGCCUGUCGAUGAAACCAUUGACAUAAUCCUUGAGCGUGUCUACAGGAGUCAGUUAACGGCGCCCCUCAAAAUACCUGAAGCCUCGCUCCAUACACUGCUGGAGAUCUGCACCAAGAAGACCCUUUUCUCCACCCACCAUGGCCAGAUGUACCGCCAGAAGGACAGAGUAGCAAUGGGCUCCCCACUGGGGGUACUCUUUGCUAACUUUUACAUGGGCAUCGUGGAGGAACAAGUCUUCGCCAGGAUGCAGCAACCCCGCAGAUAUGGAUGUUAUAUCGACGACAUAUUUGUUCAAGUCGACGCCGAGGAUGAAGUUGAAGCCCUCCAUCAGGCAUUUCAGCAGUGCAGCGUGCUGAAUUACCCAGUUGAACACAGCACCGACGAUCAGCUCCCUUUCCUCGAUGUCCUUGUAAGGAAGACGGAAGAUGGUCUCCAUACUUCUGUCUACACAAAGAAGACCAACCUAGGACUUUGCCUCAACGGUGACAGCGAGUGCCCCGCCAGAUUAAAAAGCAUGACCGUCAGAGCCUUCAUCAGGAGAGCCCUCUCCCACUGCUCAACCUGGCAGGACACUCAUCAGGAACUUGACCGCGUCUCCCAAGUACUCGUAAAUAACUGGUAUUCAAAUAAAUUAAUAAGCAGAGAAGUCCGUACAGCCCUGGAGAAAUGGUACGGUAUUACAAAGCCUUCAUGA